UUUGGGGCACGCUGGAUGUGGGUGUGCCAUGUUCUCCUACCCCUCCUCAGACCAAAUGCCAGAGUGGUGAAUGUCUCCAGCUUUGUUAGCAAGAAGGCUCUUGAUACAUGCAGCCCUCAACUACAAGCCAAGUUCCGUGAUACUGAGCUCUCUGAGGAGGAGCUGUGCUUGCUGAUGGGGGAGUUUGUUAUUGCCGCUCAGCAGGGAAACCAUCAGGCCAAUGGGUGGCCAAACACAGCCUAUGGCACAACAAAGAUUGGAGUGACUGUGCUGUCCAGGAUUCAGGCUCAUAUUCUGACUAAAACCCGGGCAGCUGAUGGAAUCCUGCUCAACGCCUGCUGCCCUGGCUGGGUCCGCACUGACAUGGCAGGCUCAAAGGCCCCCAAGAGCCCAGAGGAAGGAGCACAGACUCCUACCUAUCUGGCACUUCUUCCUGAAGGGGCAAAGGAGCCACAUGGACAGUUGGUGUGGGACAAGACCAUUCAGGAAUGGUAGAGUGAAGG
Coregonus clupeaformis (lake whitefish) is the source of this 503-nucleotide messenger RNA. RefSeq names its product carbonyl reductase [NADPH] 1-like. Gene Ontology annotation, molecular function: carbonyl reductase (NADPH) activity. The record is from RefSeq and is a predicted model, not a curated record. The transcript has 3 exons. Bases 16 to 495 code for a protein of 159 amino acids. Lineage: Eukaryota; Metazoa; Chordata; Actinopteri; Salmoniformes; Salmonidae.